This is a messenger RNA of Rhopilema esculentum, 7402 nucleotides long. The record is from RefSeq and is a predicted model, not a curated record. Lineage: Eukaryota; Metazoa; Cnidaria; Scyphozoa; Rhizostomeae; Rhizostomatidae.
UGCUUUUAUGUUUUUUCUUACAUGCAAAGAUUAAUUUAUAAUUUUUCAUGAAUACGGCAUUGAAAAUUCCAUGGCGAUUUGAAUUGUGACGUAAUUCUCCGAAAAUCUCAUUGAUUUCCUGUUUAAAUUCGCACGCCCAUCAUAAUUUUAAUUACGAAUAAUGCAUGCUACUUGUUUUCGACAAUGCAACUGACCAAUUGCUCAAUAAUGGGUUGUAAAGUUGUCUCUUCCAUCUUCAUCUUUCCUCGAAUUCAUGGAAAAUCUCAUUUUUAGAAGAGUUCUCUCUCCGAUUCCUGACAAAACUCCUCUCAGCCAACUGCUAUAUUUCCAUCUGACCGCAAGGGGCACUUUAUCCUUGAUUUAUUUUUUUCUUGAUUAUAAGUUCUAAGAUUUUGAAGAACAGUCUCUAUUUUGUUUUAUGUUGAUUUAUGUCUUUGUUGUAUCUCUUAAUAUUUUCUUCAUUUCAUGCUGUGACGAUUCGGAAAUGCAAGGUUGAUAAAUUUUCUUCUAAGCAAAAAGAUAAUAUAUCCAAGCAAAAAAUUGAAUUAGCCGAGUUGCCCCCAUUUUACCUCCCCCGGGCAAGUUUCUGCCUCGGAUCAGUGCGGAUAUCUAUUUAAUACAGGGAAUUAGAUUUUGAUAACGAGGCAUCCAGCCACCGUGGGAAUCUACGAUUUUUUAGCGACUUUAAAAACCUUCCUUUGUUAUGGAAUACUUAUUAAUUUGACUUUUAAUUUCUCUGGUUUGUAAGUUGAAUGGUCUUAAACGUUGUUCCAAUUGUCAUCGUUUGACACGGGAUCGGCCGUGUCAAGGAGUGGAAGUCGCUUGCCAAUGGUUUUCUUUUCAUCACAAAGCUUUGAGCCUAACUUUAGCAUGCUUCUUCUGGUAUAUGACAUUUAGUUUGAAUGUCUGCAUAGUUACUUGACCCAAUUGAUCGAAAGUAAAACGACUUUUGGCGUAUGACAAACAGAUUAUCUGCCUCCUUGAUAGUCUUUCAAUUCAUUAUACGACCUGUUAAAACUUAUAGUCCCCUUAUUUGGUGCAGCGGUCGCCUUAUUUGGUUUCAGGAUCUCAUGUGAUGUAUAGACGUCUAGUCUCCCUGAAAGGUUUUCAAAAUUUGGAUGUCCUUAUUAGGUUCUAGUGCAUCCGUAUACAGUAUAGACAUGUCUAUAUUGGGUAUGGUAUUAGAUAAUAUCUCCAUAUUUCUAAUCGUGUUUCCUUAUUUGGUAGGUUAUCCUUUAUAAUAGGUGCUGUAAGGUCCUUAUUUAGAAUGGUAAUUCCCUUAUUAGUUUCUUAAAAGACCUUUUAUGGCAUGUACAGUAUUACCACAUCAUUGCCCCUAUAUAUGGGGUGAUGGUCGUAGCAUUCCUGGUCCAGCUCUCCGAACACAGGGCCUAGGUGGUAGGACAGUUACCUGUUCAAUUUGAACACAGUCGUAAAAUUUACGAACUGGACACUUUCGUAAAAACAUUCCAACUGGGCACUUUCGCAUAAACCUAGGCGAACAUUCAACCUUGACAAAUUCUUAAGAGUAUUGCAGUUGGAAAAAUUCGUAUCCCAACUGGACACUUUAACCGGACACUGGAACCGGACAAAUUACCAAACUAGACAAAUAUUCGUUAUUAUUCCAACUGGACUUAUAUGUAAUUAUCUUCCAACUGGACACAUUCGUAAAAUAUUUCCAACUGGACACAUUCGUAUCUCCAUCUCUUCGAAGUUUUAAGGCUGUAAUCCGUCUGGCUGUAUUGUGGGUUCACUGGACUCUGUCUCGAAACGGGUUAAUCUUAAAGCUGUUUUCGAACAUCAACUUCGGAUUAAGCUGUUCUGAAACCCUUUAAUAUGGACACAAAGCGAUACAAUUCCUUCAUCCCAAGUUCCUUAAUUUGAUUACGACAUAAGCCCUUAAAAGAUCAGGGCUUUAUUUUACUCAAUGUAGCAACGCCUCGUAUACGCAGGCAGUACAUCUCAUAUGUUUCUUGCUUUCACACUACUGUGCCUAGAAUUGGCUUGAUAAUCAGGAAUACAACAACGACAGAAGUCUUAUAGCUGUUGGUGAAUAUAUUUUUCGAUUAUUCGUUUCGACAAUUCGCGGAAUUCGUAAAUACGACGCUUGCGCAACGUCGACACGACCUUUCACUUUAAGGAAAGUACAGUUUUGCGAUCUUUUGGUUGUCUUCGAAUACUUUGUUACGACGUUAGGAAAAUAUUGGAAAUUGAUGCGAUGGGGUUGUAGCAUCAUUCAAAUUUGUUCCGAUUCCCACGAUGUCUUGUUACUUGCGUGACCAGAAUAUACAUGAUCUCCAAUUGUGAUUAAAUCCAACAGAAGAUUUAAAAUUCGGAAUUCAGCUGAAGUCAUUCGUGUAUUCGACCGAUUUUCACACGUGUUUUUUGCAACGGAAAACGAUAGUUUUCAUGGGGAUGACUUCACACAGUUGCAACUUCCAAACCUGCCUUCUUUUUUGGUGACAAGCAAAACAUCGAAGUUGGCAGUGAUUCGAAACUAGAUUAAACGAAAGUUACUACCAAUAAUUUUGCAAUAGUUACUACCAAUUCUGCAAAAGUUUUGUCUUUUUAUUCAACAAAAACCCUGCGUGGAAUUCGUUGUCAAUUGGAAUUUGUGUGCCUCAAGAUCUUCGCUUGGAGCUUUUGCCAACCAUCGGUUUUUGCCAUAUAUUGCCAGGCUGCUGUGACGCAAACUUUGGAGGUCUUUUUAUAACAAAAAGUUUGUGUGGAAUCACCUUUUAUUACUAUCGUUUGCAGUGUAGCCGAGUUGGGAGGUCUUUUGGUUCUUGUCCCAGUUAGUUCUUUUGCUUUGUAUCUUUACAAAACAUUGGUUUUUGCCAAACAUUGCAAUUCUGUUGAAGUGUUGGCACUUCUUUUGUAAAAUUCUGGUUGUGUUGUUACAAUCUAUCCUUUUUUCUUCUGGAAAUCCGUUUUGCCACCUAUAAACUUCAUUAUCCGGAAUUUUCACCAAUAAAGAUCAUGGAACACAUAUAAUGUUGUGUUCAGUCAAGAUCUGUUAAAAUUGUCGCCUACAGAAAUUGCAAAAACCAGUUUUCUAAACCUCCACUACGCGUUAAUUCCUUUGCCUACAAUAUGGAUGGUUUCCUGAGCUGUUAAUAAAAAAGGACCUUAUUUUCGCUGGAUACAUUCACUCAGUACUUGAUAGAGAUAAUUUCUGUGGGAUCGGUUCAAAGUGAACAUAAUCGUCAGCGUUUUGAUUUUUGAAUGCAAAACUUGGCUCUUUUUGAAUCAAUUAUUUUCAAUGGUCUUGCCAGAGUCAUAGGUCCAAAUUCUGUAGCAAUAUUCUGCCCGGCCCAUGUGCUAUGGUGCUGCGCUUGCCCUAUUCGUUUACAGUUUGCCUCAGGUCAGAGACUGUUUGUACCUCUGUGUUAAUGGACUCCCAAGCGACACGAAAACAUUGUUAUCUCGAAACUUAAAUAUGCAGCGCCCUUUAAUAAGGUCGUAAAUCCCUUGUUUGAGGUUAAAGUAAAAACUUUUCAGAUUUUAUCCGCUUUUGGACAACAUUGUGUACCUCCCUAUUCUCAAGUGGAUAAAUUUGUUGAAAUAUUGAAUGGACAUUUUAAGUCUCUAAAUGAAUGAACUAAGAAGCAAUUAACCGAGGAUUUAAUAACAUUUUCAAAAAACACACUACUUAAAUCGGGUAAUCCAUCCACUGAAGCGGAGGUUGAAGCUCGUUCGAGUCUCGUCGUUUCUUGCCGAAAACACAGCCGCUUACUGCUUCUUCAAGUCCUGGAAUUAUCGAAGGCUUUACUGUUAUAUUUCAUAUGAAUUACGAACUUCGAUGCUGAUUUCGACGCUCGAUUCCUCUCGAAAUUGUUUCGCGUUCGACUGCCAUCCAAACAUCGUUUUACGUCGCGCUCAAAUCGAACCCUUGGCCACAUGCUCUGGUGUGUAUCGUGGAUGAAAUUUGCCAACUGCCUCGUGAACUCAUUUCACCAUAAAGCCAUUAAUUGAUCGCUAGUGGAGCAAUUGAGAAUUUUUGGUACAUCUAUGGGUUAUUUUGUUGGCGAAAUGCGGCAAUAAAUUGCGAUGGUCGUGUUACUCUAAUACAAAUUAGUUCAUUUUUGCGUUUAUGUGGAUCGUGUGGUUUAUACAUUGAGUGAAAUUGGCGUUUAAUAUUCGCACCAAACUGGGCCUAAAGUCACUCUCAAGGUGGUCCAAUUAUUAAAGUUCCAGUCCAGCACGUGACCAUUGAUUGGCCAAUGUGAUUUGUGCCUUAUUUUCGAUUCAUCACAAAUUUGACUACGGGUGUUGAGUAAUCGAUUAUUCGAUCCUGAAAUGUGAUUAUCAUGUUGUCCAUAUGAUCGCUGAAUCAUCUCACAAGAACAUUUCAAUCGCUUAAUCGCUUCAUGGUUAAUCGCGUUAUCGACUAGCGAUUAUUUACAAUCAGAGAGAUUCGUCUUUCUCCUGUACUUUGACGUCAUCAAGAUGGCGGGAAAUCCUAUUGGGCACAUCGUUUCUAUAAGUUCUCCUUCACAUAAAACAAAACAUUGUCAUUUCUAUUUCCGCCAGGUUCAAACAGAGGCACAAGAAAAUGCAAACGAGGACUGUGUACACAGAAGGCCAGCUGAGACGCAAGAGGAAAUAGGCACCUUACAUCGAGAACGAGACAAACUGCGGAGCAAGCUAAGGAAAGCUGAGCAGGAGCUAGAGGAAUUGAAAGCUGCGAAUAUUACCGUUAGGGAGGAGCGUGAACAGCUUCGAAAGAAGAUACGCUCACUGCAAGAUGCCUUGGAAAGACGCAAAAGUGCCAGCCAGUCCCCUAUCCCUUGCCCCUCUCCCACCCCUUCAGCUGGAAGCAAUCGUACCAACUCGCUCCCAAGACAACCUCACAUGCAGAGCGCAGAAUCGAGGCGAACCUCAAUUCAAACACAACCAUCCGUACAUAACUCGAGUUCGUCACCUUUCACCCCUGUUCAGUCAAUGAAAUUCUCGGGAAGUCCUGCGUCUACGCUGCAGCGGCAAAAGAAUAACGCGGGACCGUCAAGCGAUUUAGGGUCAUCUGUAGGUGAUGAUAUUAAGUCAACGGAUUUUACUGAUACACUGACCCGCUGUCUACGAACCCGAAUUCCGGAAACGCUUCUCAACUCUUUGAUUACCUAUAGGAGAUUGGAUCAGGUCCUUGAAUCUCUUCACGGACAUUAUAGCGCAGAAAUCCUCGAGAAAACGCGGGAACUCGAGCUUCAAGUUGAACAUUUAUCGAGUAAAUUGUCGCAUUUAAAAUCGCAGAACGAUCUUUUGCAGUUGUGUCUUGAAGAGAGUAAAGGAAAUUGCGAGCGUUUGAGUUUGCUUGUCGCAAAAUACGAAAGCAAAGAUACGGCGUUAGUUUUGGCGUUACAGAACACGGAUCAAAUUGUCGAAGCUUACGAAGUUAUGUUACAAUUGCAAGAAAGCGAACAGGACUUACUUGUUGCGAGUUAUCGAAGCAAUAUGCAGUCGUUUGCGACAGAUACAAUCAAAUCUCUUACGAGCACCAACUCCUCGAAAUCUAAUGUUUCGGGGGCAAGUUCGCUAACUUCGAAUUCUCAUUACCAGUUGACGUAUGGGGAUGACCUGCCCGAUGAUGAUGAGGGAAUCGCCAUGUUCCAGACGUCACAGACAAAACGCAGGGAUGCCGAAUCACACGCGAAAAACUUACUGCAAAAACUUGAUCGUAAAUACGAGGCAGCGAUAACAGGAAGUCCGUUUCUGAAUUUCGAUGAAAAUUUCGAUUUUAAUAGCCGUACAAGCACGUUAAGUUCGGCAAAUUCUUCAAAUUUCGAAACACUGUCGAAAGAGGAGGAAUUGCGGUUGAAAGAAUACGUCCAAUUGCUGAAAACCGAACGAAGCACUGUCGAAACAACGGUUGUCGAACUUGAAAGCGUAACGGACGUACUUGAGAUUGUCGAUGAUUCAAAUAUCGAAACUGGCGAUAAAGGAAGUCUUGAUCUCGAAACUGCGGUGUUACUACAAGAAUUACAGGCGUUGAAAGAGGAGCGAGCUGAGCUAAAGCAUCGAAUUUUUAUGCUCGAUAAAGAACGGAAAGCUCUUGAGUUGAAAUUGAACAGUCGAGAAGCUCAAGAGCAAGGCUACAUUGCACACAUAGAAUAUUUGAAAAGUGAAGUGAAAGAACAGAUGAAGAAACGAAAACAAAUAUUAAAGGAAGAGCGAAAACUUAGAGGAUCGACCCAGGAUGACGAUGGCCAUUCUUCCGCUAGCGGUAAUGCGGCAAUUGGUUUGCCUGUAAGUGAAUUCCGCGCGUCAGAAGAAGACAUCCCACAAGACCUACAUGAAGCGGCUCGGCGCGAAAAGAAGUUGAAAUCAAGGAUCCAGGAGUUGGUUGACACUCUAGAAAAAUUAUCAAAAAAUUCGGAAAUAAGACAUCAGCAGACGGCGGAGUAUAUCAGCGACUUGAAGCGGGCCAAUGGCGCUCUGGUUUCCGCAUACGAAAAAGCGAAGAAGCGGCAUGCGUCAAGGCUCAAGAAAUUUGAGGCCCAGUUGAUAACAAUGGCUGAAAAACACCAGGAACAGACAAGAGUUCUCAAAGAGCGAAUAUCCAAACUUACUGGCGAUGACGACAAAUCGAAGCCAAGGCGACAAAAGGAAUCCUCGCUAUGAUCAGUUCCUGGAAAGCGCUGCCAUUGUUGAAGAAUUCUAAGAACUCAACAGGUGCCUUGUCAUCGUGUUGUCAAUUACUGUUCUCUUAAAUUUGUCAGUACUGUGUUCAGAACAUGACUGAGAGCAGACUGUUUCUGUCACAAAUUUCACUUGUGUUUGGUUUUUCGAAUCUUGUGUUUUCAAAGACAAGAUCUGAGAACAGAUCCGGAAUGCGGAAAUAAGCUGUUUGCGACCCAGGAAAAAAAGUUUUGGAUUUAUUAUUGCUUGGAAGACAUGCAAUAUUGGUGGUGAAAACAUAUCUGGCUCCAGACAUCGCUAUAGCGGAAGCAAAUGGAAUAGAACACAAAUCACGUGGUUACAGAUUUUUGUUUUUGGGUGUAAGCUAUAAGCCGAUCUCCAGCCGGAACCGGAAAUGAAGUAUCGCUUGGUAUUUCUUGGAAUUUUCAAACAUUUCUCAGAAUAGAGAUUACAAAGAAUCAUUCGUUGCUUACGUCAUAACAACAAGAUUGCCGAUUAAACAAUAGCAAAAACCAGAGCUUUUGCAGUGUAUAGAAACUAACUUUUUCCUCUUAGUGUGUUGUUAUCCUUAACUCAAGAACAAUGGAGUUUAAAAACCUCGAUGAAAUUUAUACUCAUAAAGUAUAGGCAAUAGUUUUUAUUGAUAAGUUUUCAAUCGAAACCAAAUUUUAAAUUGACCGGACGUUUCUUGGAACCUCCCAGUAAUUUUAUGCUGGCAUCUUUUUGAUAAUUUACUAAUACAAAGAUCAGUUAUGAUUCAUGUCAA